Messenger RNA from Hermetia illucens (black soldier fly), 1402 nucleotides. Its product is annotated as zinc finger protein GLIS2 homolog. Gene Ontology annotation, cellular component: nucleus. Gene Ontology annotation, biological process: regulation of transcription by RNA polymerase II; smoothened signaling pathway. Gene Ontology annotation, molecular function: DNA-binding transcription factor activity, RNA polymerase II-specific; RNA polymerase II cis-regulatory region sequence-specific DNA binding; zinc ion binding. The coding region runs from base 104 to 1318 and encodes 404 amino acids. NCBI's taxonomy places the organism in Eukaryota, Metazoa, Arthropoda, Insecta, Diptera, Stratiomyidae. The record is from RefSeq and is a predicted model, not a curated record. The transcript is spliced from 2 exons.
UGAGGUUUAGUUCUUAUUAGACCGCCGUACAAUUAACGUCGCAAAAUUCGGACAAUUAAUCGGUUAAAAGUCAGAAGUCGGUCAAGUCCAAAGGACAGUAAAAAUGGAGUUUCUGAGUUACAACGCUUAUAGGCGGCCUUAUACAUUAACCCCGCCUUGGAGUGAAUAUCCUCCGUUUAUUGGAUUAUCUAAGUACGAAGGACACUAUCAAUUUAUACAGGAUGACUACCCGCAGUUUCCAACGCCGCCGCACUCUACAUCACCCCCAACUUUAUAUCUGGAUCCAUCACACAGCGAAAAAGAUAGAGACAUUUCGUCUGCAGCUCCAGAAUCAUCAAGGACUACUUCGGUAAUCAUGCGUGUGGCUGAUAAGUCUAUUGUUGAAGUACGACCGAAAUCCACAAACAUUGAAGUUGAAGAAGAAUUUGUUUGCCGUUGGCUGAAUUGCUCAAAAAUGUUUGAUACGUUGGAAAGUCUUGCUGCGCACGUUACGCAAACCCACGCCGUUGCUUCUGGAGAUGGACUUUACUACUGCAAAUGGGAGGGUUGCUCGCGCAUGGAGCGUGGCUUUAACGCGCGUUAUAAAAUGCUAGUCCAUGUCAGAACGCAUACCAAAGAAAAACCUCAUCAGUGCCCCCAGUGCGAAAAGAGCUUCUCGCGGGCGGAAAACCUAAAAAUACAUACGAGAUCUCAUUCGGGUGAAAAACCCUACGUUUGCCCAGUGGAAGGGUGUACAAAAGCAUAUUCAAACUCGUCAGAUCGUUUCAAGCACACAAGAACUCAUCUUACGGAGAAACCCUACGUCUGCAAAGUACCAGGAUGUCAAAAGCGCUACACAGACCCCUCAUCACUCCGCAAACACGUGAAAACCUUCAAGCAUACAAGUCUCAUAGAAGAGAACAAAGCCAAGGCGCAGUCAGGUGAUCAUCUCGUGGACCAGACACCUCCUAAGGAGACGGGAGCAUACCGUAUAUCGCGAGAUUCCGAAGAAGCCCAACCCAGAAUUCCGUAUCCCGAAUUCACGAGUCGACUGAUCGAAAGGACCCCACCGUGCAGUUGCAGCUAUGAAUGCCUAAACAGCUAUCAGCACCCGGAAAUGUACAAGUUGGAUGGCUACUAUGACGGUGUCUUUUUGUCAUACGAUCGUCGCUUCCAUAUAAGUGACGAUGCGGUCUCACCUGCCCCACCAGCUCCUUAUUGGGGAGUGCAAUCAAAAAUUGUCGAUACGCAUUGCAUGAUGGAACCAAUGGAUUUGGAUAUGGACAUGGACGUUCCGUUGGAUCUCAGUGUGCACCGCCAUACAACGGGGCACAGAUAACAGUUGGGUUUUAGAUAUAAGUGAUUGUGCUAAGUAAUAUUAUGAGAUACACCGGGACUACUUAAGUAAAUUAUUUAUAUUUUA